AAUGACAGUAUGAAGGAUUCAUUCAAAUAAAAAAUACUUGAGCUGUGUACAUUUUAAUUUAUUAAAAAGUAAACAAACAGGCAUUAAAUUCAAAGUCUUAUCCUCAUACCAUAACUGCCCAAGUCCUAUUUUUUCAGGUCAUAGCCAGCGAUGACAGUAAAGUGAUGCAGAUAUCAUAUUCAUCAGAUGUCAUAUAUCAUGAAUAUCUACUAUAACAUAUCAGAUAUCAUAAUUUGGCCAAAAAUCUGACUUAGUAAUUAUGCUAUCAGACUAAUGAAAUGCAGAUUAGUCAUAAAUACAAAGCCAAAAAACCUUCAGUAUGUGUUAUUUGUGCAUUAGAAGACCAUCCUGGGUCACACUGACACACCUGGGAGCUUCACACACAGGUUUACUCAGCUAGACUUAUCUCCAAGGUUGAUUCGUUCCUCUUUUUCCUCUCCUGGCUGAGUUAUGGAAAUGUUAAGCAACCGUGUGAGAGCAGGUACAAGUGGACUAUAAAAGGACCAACGAACAGGACUGACCCUCUGCUGAAGACCGUCACUAUGAAGUUUGUGAUCUUGGCUUUGUUUGUUGCUGGUGCCUACGGCUGUGGUCUGCCCACCUACCCCCCUGUGCUGACCAGGGUGGUCGGUGGAGAUGACGUCCGUGAGCACAGCUGGCCCUGGCAGGUGUCUCUGCAGUACAAGAGCGGCAGCAGGUUCUACCACACCUGUGGUGGAACUCUGAUCUCCGACCAGUGGGUUCUGACCGCUGCUCACUGCAUCGGCAGCCGCACCUACAGAGUCUACCUGGGAAAGCACAGCCUGGAAACCGACAACGAGGCCGGCUCCAUCGCCAUCAGCCCCGCCAAGAUUGUCGUCCAUCCCAACUGGGACUCCUACAGAAUCCGCAACGACAUCGCUCUGAUCAAGCUCUCCACCCCCGUUAAACUGUCCAACACCAUCAUGCCUGCCUGCCUCCCACCCUCUGGUCAGGUCCUGCCUCACGACUCUCCCUGCUACGUCACUGGAUGGGGACGCCUCUGGACUGGAGGUCCCAUCGCUGACAUCCUGCAGCAGGCCCUCCUCCCCGUGGUCGGCCACUCCACCUGCAGCAGACCCGACUGGUGGGGCAGCCUGGUCACCAACAGCAUGGUCUGUGCCGGAGGUGAUGGACAGCUGGCCAGCUGCAACGGAGACUCUGGUGGCCCCCUGAACUGCCAGACCUCCGAUGGCUCCUGGGACGUGGUCGGUGUGGUGAGCUUCGGCUCCAGCAUGGGCUGCAACUACCCCAAGAAGCCCUCCGUCUUCACCAGGGUCAGCGCCUACAUGUCCUGGAUCAACAACGUGAUGACCACCAACUAAGACGUG
Molecule: messenger RNA, 1349 nt
Organism: Sphaeramia orbicularis (orbiculate cardinalfish)
Lineage: Eukaryota; Metazoa; Chordata; Actinopteri; Kurtiformes; Apogonidae
Product: chymotrypsin-like elastase family member 2A
Exons: 8
Coding region: 543-1343 (266 amino acids)
Biological process (GO): proteolysis
Molecular function (GO): serine-type endopeptidase activity
Source: RefSeq, a predicted model, not a curated record